UUAACGGCAGUGAAUACGCAGUUCGACUAAGUUUCAACAGGUCGUGCUGUUACUCGCAUAUCUCUUCGCUAUGGGGGGUAAAUCAGGCUUGUUAGUAAUAUGCAUUACAAUAGUCCUCAAAAAUCUGAGCACGUCAACAGCAACUAAUGCACCUGUCGUCCAGACCACAUUAGGAGCUCUUGAAGGUGAAUACAUGCUUGUGAAGGGGAGUGCGACACUUGUCCACAGUUAUCUGGGUGUGCCUUUUGCAAAGCCGCCUUUGGGUCCCUUGAGGUUGGCUCCACCGGAGCCGGUGGAGAGAUGGGAAGGAGUGAAGAAAGCCACAGAGCAACCUCCCAUGUGUAUGCAAGAUGUACAGCUGAUACGUACACUGAUGUCUAAUUUGUCUCUCACCAUGGAAGUUCCUGAUAUAUCAGAAGACUGCCUCUACCUUAACAUAUACACACCAUCUAAACCUGGUGAAGAUGCCAAACUACCUGUCAUGGUUUGGAUUCACGGUGGAGGACUGACCAUGGGUUCUGCUUCUGUUACUGACGGAUCUGUAUUGGCAUCUUACCAGAAUGUUGUUGUAGUGGUUAUCCAAUACAGACUGGGUAUACUGGGUUUCUUCAGCACAGGAGAUGAACAUGCCCCUGGUAACUAUGGUGUACUGGACCAGGUGGCCGCACUUCGCUGGGUCCAGGAACACAUCCACAACUUUGGAGGUGAUCCUAAUUCUGUCACCAUCUUUGGAGAAUCUGCUGGAGGAGUGAGUGUGUCCAUGCAGCUUCUCUCUCCAUUAUCAGCUGGCCUUUUCCAUCGUGCAAUUGCACAGAGUGGUGUUGCAUUAAUGGAUGCAAUUCAGAACCCCAACCCUUUACCAGUGGCCCAGCAUGUGGCCAACGCAUCAGGUUGUGACAUCAGCAGCACAAAGAAGGUUGUUGAAUGCAUAAAGCAGUGGUCAAUGGAAGAUGUUGCGGCAUUUGUCAGGGAGCCCAAUAAUGCCAUGCUGACCUUUGGAAUCACAGUGGACGGGACGUUUCUGCCAAAACCUGUGAAAGAACUUAUGAAGAAUCAGGAGUUCCAAAAGAUACCACUAAUGACAGGCGUGACAAAUGAUGAGGCUGGCUGGUUAUUGCCCCGUUAUUUUGCCCCUCCAGAAUGGGCUGAUGGAAUGGAUCGUGAUCAUGUCAGACCAAUCCUGGCGGUGUACCCUGAUGCAAGUGAAACCUGGAUCAAAGAACUGAUACUGGAUGAGUACAUUGGCACAUCUAGUGACAGGAUAAAAAUCCGAGAUGGUUUCAGAGAGUUAUUGGCAGAUAUAUUGUUUAACAUCCCUGCUCUCAAACUAGCAAAUUACCAUAGAGAAGCUGCACCAGUUUACUUUUAUGAGCUACAGCAUCCUCCCAGCAUAAUCCAGAAGAAAAGGCCAAGUUUUGUGGGAGUCGACCAUGCAGAUGAUCUUCAUUUUGUUUUUGGUGCAUGCUUUGCAAAUGGACACAUCAAGAUUACAGGCCAGUUCACAGAGGCCGAGGACCAGCUCUGUAGAAAUGUCAUGUCCUAUUGGGGUAACUUUGCUCGGACUGGGUCUCCAAAUGGGCCAGGAUUGACUCUAUGGCCUGAGUUUGGAGAUGAGGCUGAGUACCUGGGCAUCGGGUUGGAGCAGCGGCCUGGUACAAACCUGAAGCGGAAGCGGUAUCUCUUCAUGACUAAGACUAUUCCAGAGAUGCUAAUCUUGCGUAAAAAGACUCCUGUUGUGGAGACCAAAUUAGGAGCUCUUGAAGGUGAACACAUGCUUGUGAAGGGGAGUGUGACACUUGUCCACAGUUAUCUGGGUGUGCCUUUUGCAAAGCCGCCGUUGGGCUCCUUGAGAUUGGCUCCACCCAAACCUGUGGAGAGAUGGGGAGGAGUGAAGAAAGCCACGAAGCAACCUCCCAUGUGUAUUCAAGAUGUACAGCUGACACAGGAAUUGAUGUCUAAUUUGUCCUUCACCAUGGAAAUUCCAGAUAUGUCAGAGGACUGCCUGUACCUUAACAUAUACACACCAUCUAAACCUGGUGAAGAUGCCAAACUACCUGUCAUGGUUUGGAUUCACGGUGGAGGAUUUAGCAUCGGUUCAGCUUCUCUUACCGAUGGAUCUGUAUUGGCUGCUUACCAGAAUGUUGUUGUAGUGGUUAUCCAAUACAGACUGGGUAUACUUGGUUUCUUCAGCACAGGAGAUGAACAUGCCCCUGGUAACUAUGGUCUACUGGACCAGGUGGCCGCACUUCGCUGGGUCCAGGAACACAUCCACAACUUUGGAGGUGAUCCUAAUUCUGUCACCAUCUUUGGAGAAUCUGCUGGAGGAGUGAGUGUGUCUCUGCAGCUUCUCUCUCCAUUAUCAGCUGGCCUUUUCCAUCGUGCAAUAGCACAGAGUGGUGUUGCAUUACUGGAUGCAGUUCAGAGCCCCAACCCUUUACCAGUGGCCCAGCAUGUGGCCAACACAUCAGGUUGUGACAUCAGCAGCACAAAGAAGGUUGUUGAAUGCAUAAAGCAGUGGUCAACGGAGGAUGUUGUGGCAUUUGUCAGCAAGCCCAGUAAUGCCAUGCUGACCUUUGGAAUCACAGUGGAUGGGAAGUUUCUGCCAAAACCUGUGAAAGAACUUAUGAAGAAUCAGGAGUUCCAAAAGAUUCCACUAAUGACAGGCCUGACGAAAGAUGAGUGUGGCUGGUUAUUGCCCCGUCACUUUGCCCCUCCAGAAUGGACCAAUGGAAUGGAUCGUGAUCAUGUCAGACCAAUCCUGGAGUUUUACCCUGAUGCAAGUGAAACAUGGAUCAAAGAACUGAUACUGGAUGAGUACAUUGGCACAUCUGGGGACAGGAUAAAAAUCCGAGAUGGUUUCAGAGACUUAUUGGCAGAUAUGACAUUUAACAUCCCUGCUCUCAAACUAGCAAAUUGCCACAGAGAAGCUGCACCAGUUUACUUUUAUGAGCUACAGCAUCCUCCCAGCAUAGUCCAGAAGACAAGGCCAAGUUUUGUGGGAGUCGACCAUGCAGAUGAUCUUCAUUUUGUUUUUGGUGCAUGCUUUGCAAAUGGACACAUCAAGAUUACAGGCCAGUUCACAGAGGCCGAGGACCAGCUCUGUAGAAAUGUCAUGUCCUAUUGGGGUAACUUUGCUCGGACUGGGUCUCCAAAUGGGCCAGGAUUGACUCCAUGGCCUGAGUUUGGAGAUGAGGCUGAGUACCUGGGCAUCGGGUUGGAGCAGCGGCCUGGUAAAAACCUGAAGGGGAAGCGGUAUCUCUUCAUGACUAAAACUAUUCCAGAGAUGGUGCGUGUACGCAAGGGGAGGGAACACACUGAGCUUUAAAAUGAAGAUUUGACUUUA
Molecule: messenger RNA, 3343 nt
Organism: Chanos chanos (milkfish)
Lineage: Eukaryota; Metazoa; Chordata; Actinopteri; Gonorynchiformes; Chanidae
Gene: ces2b
Product: carboxylesterase 2b
Exons: 26
Coding region: 71-3325 (1084 amino acids)
Source: RefSeq, a predicted model, not a curated record